This is a messenger RNA of Saccostrea echinata, 3571 nucleotides long. RefSeq names its product cartilage matrix protein-like. NCBI's taxonomy places the organism in Eukaryota, Metazoa, Mollusca, Bivalvia, Ostreida, Ostreidae. The record is from RefSeq and is a predicted model, not a curated record. Bases 16 to 2004 code for a protein of 662 amino acids. The transcript has 6 exons.
UGACUUUUUAAGAACAUGGUGCUUUGUAAAUUUUUAACAAUCUUGCUACUGAUCAACGUUGUGUCCAGCAAGAACAUCAGUAAUGAAGUUUUAGAAAACGGACAGGCCCCUUGUAAGGGUAUUGAUCUCGUCUUCCUUCUGGACACGUCUAGAAGUAUUUGGGGACCGGACUUCAAAAAGCAAAUGGCUUUCGUCGAAAACAUUAUCGAUGAAUUUAAAAUUGGACCGGACAUACAUGACACAAGAGUUGGUGCAAUAACCUUUGCACAGACGUUCUGGCCCCAAUUUUAUCUGCGAUCAUAUCUUGACAAACGAAGGGUGAAAACUGCAAUUCGGUACAUCAGGCACAAAAAUGGCUACCGCACGAAUACUGCUGCGGCACUGAAGUUCUUAUAUGGUUAUAUGUUUAAUGAAAGAUACGGAGGACGACCGCAUGCUAAUCAUGUUGCAAUCAUCAUCACUGACGGAAGAUCACAAAAUAGAGAAUCCACUCUAGAGGCUGCGAAAAUUGCCAGAGAAAAGGGUAUUCAAAUAUUUGCCAUAGGUGUUGGGAAAUACCUUGAUGCUGAGGAGCUAGAAGGUAUUGGAAGUCAACCAAUUGGACAGCAUGUCUUCACAGUCUCAUCCUACUCAGAACUUGGUGGUAUUAAAGACAGAUUACCAUCGAAUGCAUGCGAAGUGACCACUACGACCACCACAACCACCACCACAACACCUCGACCUUCCACAACUAAAGCAUCCUAUGACGUGUUGGUACCAGCGGCGUUCUACAAGUCGCACUAUUACCAGUAUCACGAUCAAGCCAAUACCAAUAAUUACCACAAGUUCUUCAGCGACAAGCCCGCUGACUAUUGUGGAAAAAAGGAGGCAGAUAUUUAUUUUGUACUAGAUGCUUCUAGCAGUAUUUGGAAAGUGGACUUUGAUAAAGAACUUAACUUUGUCAAUGAAAUGAUAGAUGAUUUAAAGAUUGACAACGUGCAUGGAAGGAUCAGAGCUGGAGUGGUAGUGUUUAGCAACAGAACAAGAAAUGUUGUUGCUCUGGACUCCAAACGUACACAGGCGGAGCUCAAGCGACAGAUCAGUGGUGUUACAUAUAGCAGAGGCGUUACCAACACAAAUGAAGCCAUCAGAUUCGUCCGCCAGUACGGCUUCCGAGAAGGAGUCACUCGUCCCGGUGCUAUCAAAAUUGCGAUUGUCAUGACUGAUGGCAUUUCAAGGUUACCUCGAAAAACUAUGGAGCAAUCUGAGCUUGCAAGAAAUGAAAACAUUACUAUCUUUGCAAUUGGUAUUGGAAACAAAGUUGACAAAACAGAGUUGAAGAGAAUAGCAAAUGACCCUAAUAGCAAGCACGUCUUCCACGUCAGUGAUUUUAAUGGUCUUCAUGCAAUUAAAGAUUUACUGGUACUCUCUACAUGUGCUGUUAUACCAGACGUACCUCAAAACCUUCAAACAUGUAGUGGAGACAAAGAAACAGAUGUCCUGUUUGCGUACGACGUUUCGAGUCUUGGAUUUAGGAAAAGUGAAGUAAUUGGCCGAUUUAUCCACACACUUGUAUCCAGUCUCGACCUGUCGACCGGUAAAGUGAAUGUUGGCCGUAUCACUGACAACUGUCCGCGCUACAGCAACGUACCACUUGGACGUGAUACUAAACUGUUCACAGAGCUCAAAUUCCCUGGUAUAGGACAGUUACUAAAAUCCAUGAAUAAGAGUUUCCCAGUCAGUUCAAAUGUGAAGAGAAUUGGUGUGCUAGUUGUGGACGAAAGUACGACUGGGGAGAGAGAAGCCGUAGAAUUUAUAAAGAAAAAUAACAACUUUGAGCUGAUGGUCAUCGCCAUUGGGGACCGACAAAACACAGCAUUUGCAGCAGAUCUGGCUUCCGAUCCUGACUUUAAUUUUCUUGUACGGGUGCCCCAGUACUCUGAUCUGAGCACAUCGUUCAGUAGAGUUCUUGAUAAACUUUGCACAGCCAUAAAGAGGUCGUUUGUGCUUAGUUUGAAUAGCUAAAAAAAUUUCUUUAUUACAUUCUUAGCUUAUGGUACAGGAGUACAGACGUGUAACAAAUUUCGGCAAAAUUUUCAUACUACCAUUGUCGUUUUUAUCUGAUUUGCUUUUUGAUUUGUUAAAGAGUUAAUUGUUUUAUGUUGACCACUUUUUUUUUUCUACAUAUAAGGUUUAAGACAAAUUUUACUUGUACGAAUAUUAAAUAAUAAAGAUAUACAGUGUAAAAAUGUUUGAUAUCCAAUGGUUUAACGCUCUUGGCUAUGCGAUAACAAACAUCAAAGGUAAAUUUUUCUUACUAGUUUUCUUUAACGAGUCACUAAGUUCCUUUAACAGGGAAUCGAAUAGAUAAACAAUUUAACACAAAUCCGAGUCAUUCUUUAGCUUAAGGAAUUACGAAUAAAAGUCGAACAUAUCGUAGGCCAAAACAAAGCAACAAUAUUGAAAUAUAAUACAAAAAAAUCUUUAUUUUCUAUAUUAUACCAACUUUGGUACAUUUUAACAGAUUUUCAAACAAAAUAAAUAGCAUAUGGAAAUGGUUCUCUGUGAUUUAUGAUGAUCACUUUAAAAAGAUCACUCCGUGCAGAGUGAAUUUAUUCAUUUAUUAUUGUGGGAAAAAAUCGGAUUUAGAAAAUUGAAUGACUAUGUACCAAGUUUACUAUCCAUUAAGACGACAUCUAAAUCCUUUUUAUUGUACAUGAAUGUUUUGUUAUGCUCUUACAUUUAAUCAUCGCAUUUCAUAGUUUGUUUAACUAGAGCAUUGAACUAAUGAAUUUCUAGAGCAGUUUAUGAUUCUGUCAUAAGUGAUAUAGACGGACAAAACAAUUAGUUUUUAUAUCCCAAAGUCAUUUUCAUGCAAUUGCCACGGGUCUGAAAAGGUUACAUGUACAAGAUUUCUUUUUUUGUUUUUAUAUUCUUAUAUUUACAUUUCUAAUGUCUUUGUCCGAGAUAAAAUUACAACUUGUAAAAAUACUUUAUUUCUACAUAAAUCUACUGGUUCAUCGAUAGGCGCGGUUAAAAAAAAAUCACGUGCGGGGCGGGACAAAUAGAGACAGAAGCGGGACUAUUAGCACGGGAAUUUGCAGGAGCAUGUAAAUAUAAGGAAUAACUGUCAGAUUUUUUGGAUUCAUGACGAUGAUCAAUCGAUUGGCUUGCGUGAUAAUUUUAUGCAUAAACGCCUUCGGCGUUUAUGCAAAUUAUCACGCAAGCCACUCGAUUGAUCACACCAUGAAUCCAAAAAAUAAGACAGUUAUUCCUUAAGUACAUAGUUCCCAAUCUUGAAAUAUAUACAUGUACAUGUAUAUAAAUUAUUUUACUUAAAUAUUUUAUACCAUAAAAUGUGAAUAGUUUUGAAUCAAUUAUUAUAACCAUAGUCUCUUUUAAUAUUUCACAAAAUUUUAAAAAUAAAAAUGAAUUUUAGAACUGAAGUCCACUAUGUCUCAUUCCAUUCUCCAAAAAUGACCCUCAAAAAUACACAGACUUUAAAAAUUACUUUAUUGUCAUUCUAUUCAUUGAAAUAUAAAACAUUAUAUAUGAAUGUACUUUUCAGACUAAAAUAAAGUACUGAACAAUC